AAAAUUGACCGGACCCACCCUAACUUACCCAGAAAGAAGAUCCCAGCUACACAGCUCCACCAGCACCGGCACCAGCACCACCACGUGUUCAUGGAACCAACCAGCACCCGCCACUUGCCCACUUUCCUUGCCACACUCCUCAAACUAAAACUCCAAUCUCCAUUACCUUUCUCCUCCUCCACCCAUUUCACUUCACCUCUGUAAAAGGAAGAAAAAAAAAAUCAGACGACGAAAAUGCCCGGCGGAGUGGACUUGAGCCUCCAAAAGGAGCAAGAACUCCUCCACGAAGAAACAUGCGACCCAAAGCAGCAGCAGCAGCAGCAGCAUCGGGGGAUGAAAUUGGGGCGGAAGAAGCCGGCGGUGUUUCUGAGUUUCCGCCACCUGAAUAUGCUGGCGGUGAUGGUGAUCUUCUCUGCCAGCGGAUUGGUAUGUGCAGAGGACUUGGCGUUUGUGGUGCUUUCGAUUCUGUACAUGUACUUCCUUUCCAGAGUGGCGUUUCCAAGGCUGGAGGGCGAGGAGCCGACGGUGUUCAGCCAGCAGAACAAGCUGCUCCAGCAGUACGUGUUGUUCGCCGCCGUGGUGGGGCUGUUCCUCCCCAUAGCCUACAUUUUAGUAGGAUUCUUUCAAGAUGAUCAAGAGGGCAUCAAAGCCGCUUCUCCCCAUGUCUUUCUUCUCGCCAGCCAGGUUUUCAUGGAAGGCAUGGCGUGGAACGACAGAUUCUCGACGCCAAUCCGCGUGUUUGUGCCAGUUUUCUACAACUCAAGGAGGAUCUUCACCCUCGUUGAGUGGCUGCGGGAAGAGUUCGCCAAAGAAGAUAAGAAACCAGCGGCUCUAUUCGUCGGAAGAGCACUUGCUGUAAUCAACAUGGCGCUUUGGAGCUUCAAUCUGUUUGGGUUCUUGUUGCCUGUGUAUCUGCCAAAAGCCUUCCAGAGAUAUUACUCUCUUUCGAAAUCCAAAGAUUGAGGGCUCUUUCCUUUGGGAUAAAACAUAAGGUAAUAUUACCCAAAAGCCUUCCAGAGAUAUUACCCACUAAUUGCAUGAUUCUAAGCUUAUAUCUAAUGGUUCUAUGCUUUCUCUCUCCAAA
Molecule: messenger RNA, 1084 nt
Organism: Cucurbita maxima (winter squash)
Lineage: Eukaryota; Viridiplantae; Streptophyta; Magnoliopsida; Cucurbitales; Cucurbitaceae
Exons: 2
Coding region: 235-963 (242 amino acids)
Source: RefSeq, a predicted model, not a curated record